AUGAAGGGAAUUAAAGCCACAUUGACAAUCAGACCAAACAGUGUACCAAAAUUUUGUCCACCACGUAACGUGCCAUAUGCCCUCCGACCGCGAGUGGAUGCCGAAAUAAAGCGACUGACGGAGCUUGGGGUGAUCUCACCAGUGGAGCAUAGUGAUUGGGCCACACCCGUGGUGCCGGUCAGCAAAAAGGAUGGCACAGUGAGGCUCUGUGGAGAUUUCAAGAUCACCAUCAACCCAGCUCUGUGCGUGGAUAGGUAUCCAAUCCCACGCAUUGAGGACCUUUUUGCCUCUCUAGCAGGAGGCCAACGCUUUAGUAAGUUAGACUUAUCAAAUGCCUAUCUACAGAUGGAGGUAGAAGAGAAGUCUAGGGAGCUGCUGACUAUGUCAACUCAAAAAGGACUAUUUCGUUUUAAUCGUUUACCUUUUGGAGUAGCUUCAUCGCCCGCCUUAUUUCAGAAGGCUAUGGACCAAGUGCUUCUCAGACUGCCGUGCACGCACUGCUACUUGGACGACAUCCGUAUCAGUGGUCCUGACGAGCUGACACAUCUAAAAACACUGGAUGCAGUCCUGGGCAGGCUAGAGGAACGGGCCCUGCAUCUCAAGUCAGAAAAGUGCCUGUUUUUCCAGGAGUCUGUGGAAUACUUGGGCCAUAUCAUUGACGCAGCGGGACUCCACAAAUCACCAGAGAAGGUAUGUGCCAUUGUAGAAGCACCGGGACCAGGAGAUAUCAGUCAGCUACGUUCGUUUUUAGGCAUGCUAAACUAUUACGGCCGUUUUAUUCCCGACUUAGCCACUGUCAUGAAAACUAUGCUCAAAUUGGGAAGGAGGCGCUAG
Molecule: messenger RNA, 834 nt
Organism: Paramisgurnus dabryanus
Lineage: Eukaryota; Metazoa; Chordata; Actinopteri; Cypriniformes; Cobitidae
Source: RefSeq, a predicted model, not a curated record